AUGGAAGCGGAUGCUGGAAGUAAGAUUGAAACAAAUACAUCAGGUCCUAUCCUCCCUAAAGCGUGCGAGAAUUGUCGCAUACGGAAGAUCCGUUGCAAUCGACAGAAUCCUUGCUCCAACUGCGAGACUUCUGGCAUCAACUGUAGACCAGCGGCAAAGACUACAGGGCAACGAUCAAGAGUACUGUUGUCUGCCAAUUACGAGAAGCAGAUCGAACAGAUCAACGACAGACUUACCGGCAUCGAAGAUGCAAUCAAAACUUUGCGCCUCACACCAGUCUCGCCAAACAACCUUCCGGAAUCAGGGUUGUCGUCAGGCUCGGACGUCAGCCGAUCCCAAAUAACGACACCCACUGCAUUUGAAGGAGCCUCCUCGUUCACAAGUCAAGCUAUUCAGGCCAGUCAGGCCGCUGGUCGUUCCUUAGAGCGACUCUCAGGCUCUGCCGAAGUCGUUGAUGCGCUGAGCUCCUUACGGAAUCUUGUUAAACCAGCUGGCUUUGGCAUAAUCAAGCACGAUCUGCGACUGGGCACUAGUGUACUUCCUAGAGCACUGCCUGAAAUUCAGCUUUUACCUGCACAGUUCGUACUCACUCUGUUACAGGAGUUUAGGACGAGAAUAUCUGCUCUAUUCCUGGCUUAUGCAUUUAGGGAUCACAAACAGCUCGAAAGGUUAUGUCAACAAAUCUACUUUCCUACCGAACCAGUGACGCUGGCCUCCUUGACCUUAAUGAAUGGAAUGAUUUUCUACAUGAUCAAGGAACUUCUAUUCGAGGGUAGCUAUGGAGCUUGCAAGGACUAUGAUUUGAAAGCAUAUCAUGAUCAAGCCGAACGUAAUUUCCACCUUGGUGUUGAGACGUACGAGGUGUUUACACAUCCAAGUUUAGAGAGUACAAAGGUCCUAAUGCUCGCGAUGCUGAAAGCUCAAGAAGAAGGAAAGCCGUUGUUAGCAUGGACAUUUGCCUCGACAGGAUGUAGGCAAGUUCUUAAUCUGGGAUAUCAUAGAAAGGCCUCGUUGAGGAACGAUCCCGUUGAACUCGCCGAGGACAAGCGGCAGGUAUUCUGGACAUUUUACAUGGUCGAUAAGAAUUUGUCUCUGAAUAUGGGCUAUUCUUCGACUCUGCAAGACAAUGACAUUGACGCUGAGUACUUUUGCUGCUCGUCAGACCCUGGUAUUGCACCUUGGGACAAAGCGGCCUUGGCCAUGGUCGAAAUAUCUAGAUUGCAAGGCUUAAUUUACGAGAAACUAUACUCGCGGCAAGCUCUAGAGACCUCACCCGAGGUCAAAGCGCAGGUCAUCAAUGAGUUGUCCCCGCAAUUGCAGAGAUGGUAUGAGCAGUGGAUCAAGGUUGAUUCGAGUUCAUCAUAUUUGCCUACGUUCUUCUUCAUAAUCUACGGAGCGUUUGACGUUGUAUACUACUCAGUGGUAACAACGAUGCAUCGCGCUGCAACACCAAGCAAUACCUCUGUCGAGAUUACGUCAGCAUGUUACGAGGCUGCGAAGAAAAGUCUACAAGCACAUCUUCACUUCUUCCCAUCCUUCAAGUCGUAUGGCGACGCAGAAAUUCUGGGCAGCUAUGUCGCCUGGAUCCUACUCUACGCAUCGUGGACACCAUUGAUCGUGGUUUUUCUGCAUGCAAUCGCAUCGUCGAAUCGAGAAGAUGUCAGAUUGCUAGAAGAAACUGAAAUUUCAUUGGAACCGUUGAAAAAUCUCAAUCAGCAAUCAGAGCAAGUUUAUUGCUUAUGCAAGAUUUUCUGCAAAUUAGCCAAGGCAUUCGUUGAGCGACGUUCGAUUUUUGUCGGAUCGUACAAUCCACAACAAGAUAUGGUGGUUAUACCACAACAAGACCUGCAGGAGUUUCAUCAUAACCUUCCAACAGGAACUCAAUCAAUGCCUAUCACACAAGCUGUGAAUUGGGCCGAGGCGCCCGACCCUCAAGUGCCGAACUUCGAUGGUUCAGAAAUGGAUGAUAUGUCGAUGUUUCUUGGAAACUGGUUUGGCAAUCAGCCAGUCUCUAAUCUGUGGAACAUGGACUUUACAGAGAAUCUAGAGUGA
Messenger RNA from Lithohypha guttulata, 2052 nucleotides. RefSeq lists its product as uncharacterized. The transcript has 4 exons. The record is from RefSeq and is a predicted model, not a curated record. Gene Ontology annotation, biological process: regulation of DNA-templated transcription; DNA-templated transcription. Bases 1 to 2052 code for a protein of 683 amino acids. NCBI's taxonomy places the organism in Eukaryota, Fungi, Ascomycota, Eurotiomycetes, Chaetothyriales, Trichomeriaceae. Gene Ontology annotation, molecular function: DNA binding; zinc ion binding; DNA-binding transcription factor activity, RNA polymerase II-specific.